Molecule: messenger RNA, 3027 nt
Organism: Sclerotinia borealis F-4128
Lineage: Eukaryota; Fungi; Ascomycota; Leotiomycetes; Helotiales; Sclerotiniaceae
Source: the annotation of a GenBank genome assembly
AUGUUGUUGCCAUCAUUAUUUGCAUGGGCAUUGGCUCUAGGGUCAUGCAUCGCUCAAACUAGUACAAAUAGCACAUGGCCGAUACACAACAAUGGUCUGACUACACAGAUUGAGUGGGAUCACUAUAGUCUGAUAGUCAAUGGGAAGCGCUUCUUUUUAUGGUCAGGCGAGCUUCAUUAUUGGCGGAUUCCUGUACCAGAACUCUGGAUUGAUGUGCUCCAAAAGAUCAAGGCUGCCGGUUUCAAUACAUUCGCAAUCUACACGCACUGGUACUUUCAUAACCCAAAUCCUGAUACUCUCGACUUUGAAAAUGCAGCACACAAUUUCACGAGAAUUUUCGACCUCGCCAAGGAUCUGGGAAUGUACGUGGUUUUUAGACCCGGGCCCUAUGUAAAUGCCGAGUCCAAUGCCGGGGCGUUCCCAUUAUGGUUGACUACCGGAGCCUACGGCGCUUUGCGAAACAACGACGCACGAUACACUGAAGCCUGGACACCUUUCUGGGAAAAGGUUGCCUCCAUCGUUGCCCCGUACCAACUUACCAAUGGCGGAAAUGUUCUCACUUAUCAGAUCGAGAACGAGUUGGGUUCACAAUGGCGUGGAAGUCCUUUGAAUAAAGUUCCCAACUUAUCGUCGAUUCAAUAUAUGGAAGCAUUAGAAACCUCAGCACGAGCUCAAGGUAUCACGAUACCUUUCCAGUCAAACGAUCUCAAUCUCAAUUCGGACUCAUGGUCAAAGGACUUCUACGAUGGUUAUGGAUCUGUCGAUGUCUAUGGCUUGGACAGCUAUCCAGCGUGCUGGACUUGCAAUUUGACUGAAUGUGAUUCCACAAAUGGAGCCUACAAACCUUUCAAUGUCAUUGAUUACUAUGAUCAUUUUGAGGCAAUCUCACCAACCCAACCAUCAUUCCUCCCGGAAUUCCAGGGUGGCAGUUUCAAUCCUUGGGGUGGCCCUGAAGGUGGAUGUCCAGAAAACUCUCCUGCCGAUUUCGCAAAUCUGUUCUAUCGUAAUAACGUUGGACAAAGAGUGACAGCUAUGAGUCUCUACAUGCUUUAUGGAGGAACAAACUGGGGAUGGUUGGCCGCCCCUGUUGUAGCAACCAGCUACGAUUAUUCAAGUCCGAUAUCCGAAAAUAGAAUGAUCAAUGAUAAGUAUGCGGAAACAAAAUUAUUUGGCCACUUCCUUCGGGUGGCAAAAGAUUUGACAAAGACCGACCGAAUUGGCACGAGCCAAACUCCCUCCACUAACCCAAAUGUUGUAUAUUCUGAACUACGUAACCCUGAUAAUAAUGCUGGAUUUUAUGUCACGAUCCAUCAGAAAUCAACUAUUGGAACGAGAGAAGAAUUUCAUAUCAACGCUAAUACAUCGAAAGGCGCAUUCACGAUUCCCCAAAAGGCUGCGCCCAUAGUCUUGAAUGGUUUUCAAUCCAAGAUUAUCGUUACUGAUUUUAAUUUUGGGACUCAUUCGCUAUUGUACUCUACGACUGAAGUCCUAUCCCAUUCGAUCUUGGAUGAUCAAGACAUCUUAGCUCUAUGGAUGCCAACUGGUGAGGCAGGCGAAUUCGUUGUCACUGGUGCGAAAUCAGGUAGUGUUUCCAGCUGUGGGGGUUGUUCUUCUGUUGGUUUCUACCCACAAGGGGAUGAUCUUCUCGUGACCAUUUCACAAUCUGAAGGUAUCACUAUCUUGACAUUUGAUGAUGGACUUCGUGUUCUCGUCAUGGAUAGAUCACACGCAUACAAGUUCUGGGUUCCAGUUCUGACGGUGGAUCCUUUCAGUCCCGCGAACGAGACUGUCUUCGUACAAGGCCCGAGCCUAGUCAGAAGCGUUGCCUAUUCCUCAGAUGGUACGACACUGGAUCUUACCGGAGACAACAACGGGACUAAGACACAAAUCGAGGUCUUCCCAUCUAAGUCCGUAAGUAGAGUCACCUGGAAUGGUCAAACCAUCACAACAAAUAAGACAGGUUACGGUAGCUUCGUCGGUAGUCUUGCUGGCCCUACGAUUGAUUCCUUAACCUUGCCGAUAAUCUCUGGCUGGAAGAUAAAUGACAGCUUACCUGAGCGUCUACCUACUUAUGAUGAUAGUUGGUGGGUCGCUGCUGACCACAUGAAUACCACCAAUCCAAAGAAACCAGCAACGCUUCCUGUACUCUACAUUGAUGAUUACGGAUAUCAUGUCGGCAAUCAUCUUUGGCGUGGAAGAUUCGAGGGCUCGGCAAGUGGCGUAUACCUCAGUAUUACUGGAGGCCGUGCUUUUGGAUAUAGUGCGUGGUUGAACGGCAAUUUCAUUGGCUCAUACUUAGGCGCUGCUUACCCAGAUACUGGAGAAUUGACAUUCUCUUUCGGUAAUGCAACCGUGAACUCAAAUUCCACAAAUGUUCUUCUCGUCCUCCAGGAUAACUCUGGUCAUGAUGAAACUAGCCAAGCACUCAACCCUCGAGGAAUCAACAACUCAACUCUAAUCAGUUCUUCUAAUAAGAAAUUUACAUCCUGGAAAGUGACUGGGACAGCUGGUGAGCUAGAUACAGCAAUUGAUCCCAUCCGCGGUAUUCUCUCAGAAGGUGGUCUUUACGCCGAACGUCUCGGUUGGCACCUCCCCGGUUUUGAUGAUAGUGAAUGGUCCUUCGCAUCCCCAAACAACGUCUCAUCUUCAGCCGGGGUAGCAUUUUACCGCACCACUGUCCCGCUGGCCAUCCCCACUGGUCUCGAUGUAGCCAUAUCCUUCACCCUUAGCGCUUCUCCCUCGAACGCAGCUCUUCGUACUCUUCUCUUCGUAAACGGAUAUCAAUAUGGACGAUUCAGUCCUUGGAUUGGUAAUCAAGUUGAUUUUCCUGUACCACCUGGAAUUUUGAAUUAUGAUGGGGAUAAUGUGAUUGGAUUGAGUGUUUGGAGACAGGAGGAGGGGGGUGAGAGUAUGGGUGUUGAUGUGGGGUGGAAGGUUACUGGAGUUUUCGCUAGUAGUUUCGAGCCGAUUUUUGAUGCAGCGUAUUUGCAGCCCGGUUGGACCGAGAAGAGGCUACAGUAUGCUUGA